Molecule: messenger RNA, 2221 nt
Organism: Cyprinodon variegatus (sheepshead minnow)
Lineage: Eukaryota; Metazoa; Chordata; Actinopteri; Cyprinodontiformes; Cyprinodontidae
Gene: aurka
Product: aurora kinase A
Exons: 9
Coding region: 349-1632 (427 amino acids)
Biological process (GO): regulation of cytokinesis; mitotic spindle organization; protein phosphorylation
Cellular component (GO): chromosome passenger complex; spindle microtubule; spindle midzone
Molecular function (GO): protein kinase activity; ATP binding
Source: RefSeq, a predicted model, not a curated record
GACGUUUGAAAUCAAACAGCCUGCGUUUAAACGAAGCGUUCGCCUUUAGUCAAACUUGAUUUUCCUCCUUUGCGUAUUUUGCCUUUUUCUGUGUCCAUCUCUCCAAUUGUUUAUAACAUAAGGACUACAAAACCGGCGAUUGUAUUUAGUUAGGAAAACGUCUCAUAUCAGCGGAUUCCUCAGGUUCUUACUUGUUUAUGUAGCUCGCGGAGAGGCUACAGUUAGCUGGUCGAUGUAGCUGCUAAGUAGCCUGGGUGGGAUUACCUGCUUCAGAGCUGCUUUAGUUUCUUGCAAAUUAUUGGGCUGUUUCGGUUGCUGUUGGACACUGUGCAAUAAUUUAUUUAGGAUAUGGACUCUUCAGCCACGAGAAAAGUGAGCAAAGGCAUCAAACCCCAAAAGCCAGAAAUCAAGUCAAACACUGAUGGGCCGAAACGGGUUCCUGUGUCUCAUCAGUCGCACAUCAUCCAGAAGGCUGUGGUCACACCGGCUCAGCAGCCGCGUGUUCUGGGUGUUUCAAAUGGUCCUCAGCGUGCCCAGCGGCCCGUUAGCCAGCAGAAGCCAGUAUCUCAUGUCUCAGUAGUUGGCAAGCAGACUCCUCCUAGUGACCAGAAUGUAAACCCAGCUGUUUUGAAGGUAACUCCUGCACCACAGCCAAAACCUGUCUCCCAGCAAAACCAGCCAAAGACUCAGACGCCCAGUAGCAACUCUGAUCAGGCUAACCCCCCAGCGGACCUGGCGAAGCAGGAGAAGCAACAACACAAACCUGCCAAGAACAGUGAGGCUUCAUCAUCAAAGAAACCAUGGAGCCUUGAAAAUUUUGACAUCGGCCGUCCCUUGGGAAAGGGCAAGUUUGGAAACGUCUACCUGGCAAGAGAGCGCCAAACCAAAUUCAUCUUGGCCCUGAAAGUGCUCUUCAAGAAGCAGCUGGAGAAGGCAGGUGUGGAGCACCAGCUCAGGAGAGAAGUGGAAAUCCAGUCUCAUCUGAGACAUCCUAAUAUCCUGCGUCUCUAUGGGUAUUUCCAUGAUGCUUCUCGUGUUUAUCUCAUCCUUGAGUAUGCACCCAGAGGAGAGCUGUACAGUGAGCUGCAGCGCUGUGGUAGUUUUCCUGAGGACAGAGCUGCAACAUACAUCAUGGAGCUAGCAGAUGCUCUCCAUUACUGUCAUACGAAGAAUGUGAUCCACAGAGACAUCAAACCAGAGAACCUGUUACUAGGUGGUAAUGGUGAGCUGAAGAUUGCUGAUUUUGGGUGGUCUGUACACACCCCAUCUUCCAGGAGGUCCACUCUGUGUGGAACACUUGACUACCUUCCUCCAGAGAUGAUCGAGGGCAAAACUCAUGAUGAGAAGGUGGAUCUUUGGAGUCUUGGUGUCCUCUGCUACGAGUUUCUUGUUGGGAAACCUCCUUUCGAGGCAAAAACUCAUGAUGAAACCUACCGCAGGAUUUCAAGGGUGGAAUACAGUUACCCCCCACAGGCCGGCAUCAGUGCUGGAGCUAAAGACUUUGUGGCUAAGCUGCUUAAGCAUAACCCCAUGCACAGACUGCCUAUUCAGGGAGUCCUAACUCACACCUGGGUGCUUGACAACUCUACAAAGAAGCCUACCACCUUUAACAUUGAAGAGUCCGGUCAGUGACUGCGCUCCCAGCAGCCUGCCACGUCCACAGUGCGAGGAACCAUCUGAACUCCAAUGGCUCUGUAGUCACAGCCAAUUGACAACUACGUCAUUACUGUAGACUAUAAACCAAUGAACACAGCGGACUACAACAGUGGCACUUCUCACUGUUCAACACAAUGUUUUUACCUCUGGGUGAUAUAUGAAUGUUUGUUUCCCAUUCAUGUAAAGGCAUUACGCAAAAGCCUAUAAAGAAUCCCAUAAUUACUAAAAAACUGAAAUAUUUACCGGAAUAAUAAUGCCAUCAUAACUUAAGUGUAUCUCAAAUUUGAAAUUAUUGGAUCUUUAAUCAGGCUUUUGCCUAAAAGGCUAAUGCCUUUACAUGAAAUGGGAAAUGACUCUCUCAAAAUAUCACUUUGGAGGUAAAAACAAUGUGAACAGUGAGAUUGUCGCUGUUGCUGUUUGUUUCCAGGACUUUCAAAGGGGAUUUUUCACUGAGAUGAUUUGAGUUCAAUUACUGUUUUAAUUACAACUGUCCAGCAGAGGGCGCCAAGCAACCACUAUAACAGUGCCUGUCCAUGGGUUUAAUGUCUUGUAUUUUUUUCUGUUU